GAGGCAGGGAGCGAGCAAGCGAGCCAAUGAGAAGGAGACAUCCACUCCUCUCUGUCCUGCCUGGCUUGGCUCAGCUCGGCGCGCCCUGUAAUUAGGAGCUCUUGUUGGGUUGGGCGCCGCCCGCCACGGUGGACAGCCUGGCUGCUGCGUCAGGGGAGUCUGGGAACGCCAGCUCCACACUGACUGAGAGGAUAGACGGAGCUGGAGCAAACACCGCCACCAAAAACUGAAAUAAUGAACGGGCAAUCAUCACCUGUCUUCGAGGAGAAAAAGCCGUCCCUCCCCAUAGCUGGGGGCUCCAUAUCGGCUACUAAGGACUCUCCGACCCUUCCGGAGUCCUCCUCCACGGACAUGGGCUUCUACAGCGGCCAGAGCGCGCUCCACGGCACGCAGGAUUUUUACCAGGCGCAGCAGCCGUAUUCAGCCCAGCACAUGAACCCGUACGCUUACCACCACUACAACCUGAACGGGAUGGCUCCGGGAGGUGCCUACCCGGUCGGUAAAGCAGAGUACCCGUACCCCCCCGCAGCGUACAGGGAGCACGGAGCUUUCAGCAGGGACGUCCAGUCUACGCUGCUGGAAAGUGUGAAAGAGGAACCUGACCUGGAAGUUCGGAUGGUCAACGGGAAGCCCAAAAAGGUGCGCAAGCCGCGGACCAUCUACUCCAGCUACCAGCUGGCCGUGCUGCAGAGGAGGUUCCAGUCUGCACAGUACCUGGCCCUGCCGGAGCGAGCCGAGCUGGCUGCACAGCUGGGCCUCACACAGACACAGGUGAAAAUUUGGUUCCAGAACCGUCGCUCCAAGUUUAAGAAACUCUUCAAGAAUGGAGAGUUUCCUCUCAGAGAUGUCCCUCUUGAACACAGUCCAGAAGCCAGCGAUUCCAUGGCCUGCAACUCUCCCCCGUCCCCAGCUGUGUGGGAAAACGGAAACAGCAACAGUAACAACAAUAGCAAUAACAAUAGCAGCAACAACACAAACAGCAGCGGCAUGAAAAAUAAUUCAAUGCUGGAUCCUUCCAGCAGGGGACAGGAUCCAUAUCAGCCUCCAGUCGAUUCAUCACCCGCUUACAUGGAUGAUUACACACACCAGAACUGGUACCAGCAGCAGGGUGUGCAUUUAGGUUUGCCACAUUCAGGCCAGACACACCACACGCCACCAACAGCACCGUCAGCAACACAGAGUAUGGGAGCCGUCUACUGAUCCAGGAAAACAGACUCUCGACAUUUUGACCUGAGCCCUGUGCUUUUUUCUUCUUUUUUCUUGUAUUUUUACUUUUUGAAAUAUCUUCAUAUUUAUGUUAGGAACUUUUUAUUUUCUACUCUAUUUGCUAUUAUUCUGUUGUUUGCUUAAAAUGUUCUUCUGGAAUUAUUUUUACGACCAAAACAAAGAAAAGAAAAAAACUACUAAAAGUCUGCUAAAAUUCACAAAUCCACAUUCACUCAAGUAAACUUAUUUUCUUUUGGGAAACAAUGGAGUUAGCAUAAGAUGGACCCAUGCUAACUUCCUGUUUUAGAUCUUUGUUUACAGAUAAGCUAAGCUAACCUGAUGUUAGCUUAGCAUAGCCAUAGUUACAUAAUAUUUGUGUUGUAUUAUUCCUUUUGAUGUUCUGGUCAUCUCUGCUUGGGUAGAGUGGCUCAAAAACUGAACAUUUAACAUACGUGCGAAUAUGAGGCCAAACUUGGUGGUCAGGUUGCAUUGUGGGUAACGUAAGUGCAACUUCUUUAGCUAAGGGGUAAGGAAUAUAAUUUAUUUGGCACUGAAUAUGGAAGAAUAUUCAAAACAGAAAGAAAUUAACCUCUCAUGCUCUCAUACUAUUAGCAAGAAAAUAUAGCAAGAAAAUAAUCUGUUAAUGUGAGUCGUAAUAAUAAAGCAGUUUCUUGUACUUAUUAAAAAUAAAAAUUUAAGUUAGCCAAGUCAUCAAAAUUUCUGAACCCAUAAUUAUGACCAUCAGAAUUAGUGGGAAAAGAUUGUUUUGGUUAACUGUAUAGAAUCCGUCAUUUGGCUAUUCUUUUAUUGAUUGUUAUAUAUAUUAAUAGCAAAUAAAAAAGUAAGCCAUUGCCAUUCUUUACUUUUAAAUCUAUUAAUACUCCAACCAGGAUAGUUAGCUGUCUGCUUCAUAUUUAGAGCAUUUAAAAGGUUUUAAUUAGAAUAAAAACUAAUCCCCAAAGAAGCAACGGCGUGUAAAGCCAUGGUUAAACUGUGACAGCACCAGUUUGACUAGACUAGUUUUGGCCUGCAAAAAGACAAAGCAAGAUCGUCAAGAUGCCUUAUUUCUGGCAUGUGAUUUUCUUCAGGGCAAGUUGGUAAAAUCUGACAGGAUGGGUAUAAAAUGUGAAGCCUUCAGGCUGUUUUACAGCUUGCUUUUAAAGCGAUAUUGUGUCAAGAUUUUUAAUAUGUCACAUAAGAGCAGAAUUUAUUAAGCUGGUGCCCAAGUCUAUUAGACUUGUGUCUCAGUCUGCAUAUGUAUUUUAUUCUUCCUUCUUAGACUUAAGGCCAUUUUAAGAGAAGAAAUUAUGAUCUUACUUAUCUCCACAUCUUUUAAACAUCAAGGCCCAAAUCUUCCAGAUGGCCAACUCUUACUGGAGAUGACCCCAUGACAUCCACAUGACAAAAUCAUUUUUUUUUUUUUUUUUUACCAAACUUAUCAAAGCCUGUUAAAACCAGAGAGGACUUAAUAAAGCUUACUACGAGUUUUUAACUUAUCUGCAUGUAUAUAAAUAUAUAAAGUAGCCAUUUAGUUCCUGCCCACUAACAUAGUCAGACUCUGGGUGCUUUAAGUACACAAAAUGAGUAAGUUGGUGCUAAAAGAUUUUAAAAAUGACAUGUAAAAAUUAUAAUAACACACGCCGUACUCAGGUUAUUUUUUAUUUGUUUUAUUUAUGUCAAUUGUAGCUAUGAAGAAGCACAACAAUUUGUCUCAUUGAAACAUUAUCAAGUUUCCUGAAGAUAAUUACAAAAUUAAAAUGUAUUUUGUGUAUUUCACUCAGGUGUUAGCAUAUUAAUUUCUGCAUGUGUUUACGUGUGAAUUCUGCUCACACACAUAAAGGCGCUGACGGUGCUUAUCUGCUGCUCGGCAGAAUGAGUCAGACAACAGAUACUGGUUGCACCCAGCCAUAUAUUUUACACUCACAAGCAGGGUGCGUGUAAAGGAGGUUGUGGGAGGUAACAGUGCAGCAGACACUCUGGAGUCUGUGGACGCUAAUAACACACCUCUGACAUGGAGAGACGGUGUGCGCUGCUUUCAUGUGGCAUAGAUUUGGAAGGGGAGGAGAAAAGUGUGUGACUGCAAAACAAGCUUGGCAAAAUGAGGAAAUAAGGGGAAAAAAACAAACAAAAAAAAAACAAAA
This is a messenger RNA of Melanotaenia boesemani (Boeseman's rainbowfish), 3347 nucleotides long. Its product is annotated as homeobox protein Dlx3b-like. The record is from RefSeq and is a predicted model, not a curated record. Gene Ontology annotation, molecular function: DNA-binding transcription factor activity, RNA polymerase II-specific; RNA polymerase II cis-regulatory region sequence-specific DNA binding. Gene Ontology annotation, biological process: embryo development; regulation of transcription by RNA polymerase II; epithelial cell differentiation. The transcript is spliced from 3 exons. Bases 235 to 1200 code for a protein of 321 amino acids. NCBI's taxonomy places the organism in Eukaryota, Metazoa, Chordata, Actinopteri, Atheriniformes, Melanotaeniidae.